CCGCAGAGCCCGGACGCACUUCCGGGGACGGCGGCUGCGGGUGACGCCAUCAAAGAGCGACGCACCCGGAAGCGCCAGCGAGGCAGCGCGUCGCCAUAGGAACGUCCCCGCCAUGGGCCUGUGCAAGUGCCCGAAGCGCCGGGUGACGACGCUCUUCUGCUUCGAGCACCGCGUGAACGUCUGCGAGAGCUGCCUGGUCAGCGCCCACGCCAAGUGCAUCGUGAGGUCGUACCUGCAGUGGCUGCAGGACAGCGACUACAGCCCGCAGUGCCCGCUGUGCCAGGCGCCGCUGGGCGAGCGCGACACCGUGCGCCUCGUCUGCUACGACGUGUUCCACUGGCCGUGCCUGGCGGGGUGGGCGCGGGCGCUGCCCCCCCGCACGGCCCCCGCCGGGCACCGCUGCCCGCAGUGCGGGGGGCCGCUCUUCCCCCCCCCGAACCUGCAGGGCCCCGUGGCCGAGGCGCUGCGGGCGCGGCUCCGGACGGCGCCCUGGGCCCGGCCCGGGCUGGGGCUGCCGCUGAUCGAGGACUCGGAGGAGCCGCCGGAGCCUGAGACCUCCCCGGAGCCUGACGGGGGCUGGGACGCCCCCCUCACGCCGCCCGAGCCCCCCCCGAGCCCCCCCACCCCCCACGCCGUCGUCCACAUGGGGGGGGAGACCCCGACGCUGCACGCCGGCUCUGCUCCCCGCAAGCCCCUGGGGGGCCGCGAGGCCUGGAGCCCCCCCGACCGCGACGAGGACAAAUACCGGCGGCGGCCGCUGGCCUGGCUGCCCCCCAAGCUCAGGUGCCGCAUGCGCGGGGCUCCACGGCGCCCCCUGCUGGCGCUGUGCCUGGGCGGGGCCGCGGCCUUCACGCUGCUCCUGCUCCUAUUGGGCAGCCUGGGCAGGGGCGGGGCCGACUCCGACCCCGCCCUGGAGCCGCUCAACAACCCCCACGUGAGGGUGGGGCACUGACCACGCCCCCGGUGGGCAGGGCUACAGUGGGCGUGGCAAAUAAAGGGCGCCCCCUUGUGGAGAGGGAGGCAGAAAGUG
Molecule: messenger RNA, 1030 nt
Organism: Vidua chalybeata
Lineage: Eukaryota; Metazoa; Chordata; Aves; Passeriformes; Viduidae
Gene: ZFPL1
Product: zinc finger protein like 1
Exons: 8
Coding region: 113-952 (279 amino acids)
Cellular component (GO): Golgi apparatus
Source: RefSeq, a predicted model, not a curated record